AUGUACUCAAUCAUUCCAGCAGGGCUGAUUCUGAUUUCAGCACGUGAAUUGACAUUGGAGGCAGCACAGUCUGCUGGUUCUGCAAGGAUUGUCAAUUCUCGCCCCUCGAACAGGGAUUUACCAUUUGCUCAGACAAAGAAGCUGCUGGAUAGCCGCAAUGAUAGAGAAAUCUUGGAAGGCCUGCGGAAGGUCAUCAGCAUGAUGUACCGUUCCAAACCCUGUCUUCCUUUCUUUUCGGCAGUAGUCAAAAAUGUUGCCAGUCCAAACAUUGAGAUCAAAAAGCUCGUGUAUAUUUAUCUCCUGCAUUAUGCAGAGUCAGAGCCGGACCUUGCAUUGCUCUCCAUUAAUACGAUACAGAAAUCUCUAAGUGACCAGAGCCCCCAAGUCCGUGCAAUGGCACUACGAGUCAUGUCAGGCAUCAAGGUACCUGUCAUCAGCCAGAUAGUCUCUCUCGGAAUUAAGAAAGGAUGUGCGGACAUGAGUCCUAUUGUCCGGAAGGCCGCUGCUCUGGCAAUACCAAAGUGCUAUAGAUUGGAUCCCAAUACUCUACCUCAGCUCCUCGAUUACAUAUCAGUUCUGCUUGGAGACAAGCAAUACUAUGUGGUAGGACCUGCAGUCAUUGCAUUCCUGGAGGUUUGCCCGGACCGCAUAGAUCUCAUUCACAAGCAUUACAGAGGACUUGUCAGGAAGCUGGUUGACAUGGACGAGUGGGGCCAACUUGCUACUUUGAGCCUUUUGACAGUCUAUGCACGCAAGUGCUUUCCUGUGCGGACUAAGAGAGUGAAGAAGAAUAAGAGCAAAGGGUUCUAUGAGGACGAGGGCAGUGAGCAUGAGGAAGACAACUCCGGAGAAGAAGUCCAAGUGCUGGACCUUGAUCUAGAGCUUUUCCUCAAAGCCUGUAAACCUCUAUUGUCGAGUCGGAACUCUGCAGUCAUUGUAUCGACCGCCCGCUGCUUCCUCCAUCUCGGUACCUCUGAGUAUAUCGACGCUGCGAUUGGGCCCCUGGUGGCCUUGUUGAGAAGCCCACAAGAUAUUCAGCAUGUCGCAAUGAACAACAUCGUUGCCGUCUGCCUAGUCCGACCUGAGUCAUUUGUCAGAUACGUGGGCCAUUUCCUAGUGCGAGCCACAGAUCCUCCCAAUGUCUCACGCCUGAAGUUCGAAAUUUUGACAUUGAUAUUUCCGCACUGCGAGCCACACAUUAGAGAGAUGAUUUUGAGCGAGUUGGAGCAUUUCACCCGAGCUGCAGAUGCUGCGUUAGUACAGGAGAGCGUGCGGGCUAUUGGACGAUGUGCCCAAAAUGAGAGCACGGCUUCGACACGAUGCUUACGACUUCUGCUAAACCAGCUUUCAAGCCAAGAUGGAAACCUUGUGGCUGAGUCACUGACAGUAAUCCGUCAUCUGAUCCAGCAAGAUCCACAAGCGCACGUGCAAACCGUGAUUAGGUUGGCGAAGAAUUUGGAUACUACGACAAACCCAGAAGCCAGAGCAAGCAUUAUAUGGCUCGUCAGCGAGUUUUCAGGUUUGCCAGAAGAAGAAAAUAUCGCCCCCGACGUCCUCCGCAUUCUUGUCAAAGGGUUCGCCGACGAAUCCGAGGCAGCUAAAUUGCAAAUUGUUCUCCUAGCUGCCAAAGUCUAUUUGCACUAUCUCAUCCGCACCACUCCAGCACAAACAGAAGAAGCACCAGACAUUCCAUCAGCCCAAGUUGUCGAGUGUGCUUCACUUCAUAUUUCAGCCGCGGCUGAGGAGAAUGGCUGGCAAGAUCCUCACCCGCCGCCCUCAACCGACCAGCCGGGACUAGAAUCAGAUCAAGACUCUCCUCAUCCCAUACCUCUUCUGUGGACCUACGUCCUGCAUCUAACGCGUUAUGAUGUCUCCUACGACCUCCGAGAUCGCACUCGUCUCUAUCGUGCUCUCCUAUCCAAUCCUCAAUCCACUCAACUAGCCUCCCUACUCCUGCUCGCCCCCAAGCCUGUUCCACACACACCCUCUCCAUCCGAAAAUCGAAAAGGUCUGCUGAUUGGCUCAAGUAGUCUUGUCAUUGGUGUCGAAGCAGCUGGUGCAGACGGUAUGAUGGGAUAUGAGGGCUUGCCCGAGUGGGUUAAGGAAGGGGAGGAGCCGGAUGCUAAGCUGAGGGAUGAGGGUCUGGCAAAGGAGGUCUAUGGGGAGAAGAAGGAUGUGCCGGCGGCGAGGGAGUUGGAUAAAGCGGUUGAGAAGAAAGGGUUGGGGAAGAUUGGGGUUGGAGGGGCGAAGAACAAGACGUUUGAUGAUUGGCUAGAUGAAGAAGAGGACAGUGAAGAGGGGAGUACGGAAGAGGAGACGGAGAGUGGGAGCGAGGAAGAGAGUAGUGAGGAGGAAGAGAGUGAGAGUGAGGGAGAUGAGGAAGUGGAUAGAUUGGUCAAGCAAUAG
This is a messenger RNA of Letharia columbiana, 2406 nucleotides long. RefSeq lists its product as uncharacterized. The record is from RefSeq and is a predicted model, not a curated record. Gene Ontology annotation, biological process: intracellular protein transport; vesicle-mediated transport. The transcript has 2 exons. Gene Ontology annotation, cellular component: membrane coat; AP-3 adaptor complex. The coding region runs from base 1 to 2406 and encodes 801 amino acids. NCBI's taxonomy places the organism in Eukaryota, Fungi, Ascomycota, Lecanoromycetes, Lecanorales, Parmeliaceae.